Molecule: messenger RNA, 1502 nt
Organism: Rubroshorea leprosula
Lineage: Eukaryota; Viridiplantae; Streptophyta; Magnoliopsida; Malvales; Dipterocarpaceae
Source: the annotation of a GenBank genome assembly
ACUCCUCAGAUCAAAAUCAUUUUGUUUGAUUAUUUUCUCUCCUUGGAUUGAAAAGGUUAAUGGAAUUUGAAUCGUCUAAGUCUAGCAACAAGAUGGAUCCUGGAUGGAAGUAUAACCAUGCCAAGGAUCCUAAGAAGAAUUAUUCUAUUACUUUACCAUUAGAAGUAAAGGAAGAGUUGUGGGCUGUUUUUUGGGAAAAACAAGAAUUAAAUGUGAGAUCAAGUGCACAGUAUGAAUCUGAUUUCUUUGAUAUUGGUGAUGAUACUGAUGAUGCUGAAGUUGAAGAAAAUAGGAAUUCAAGGAGUAAAAGGGCAUUAGUUGCAAUGCCAAGUUUUUCGAAAGCGAAUAGAACUAAGGGUCCAAUGGAUCUUUACUUGCAAAAACCAGAAGAAGUUGUUGAAAUAAGGAAAAAACAAGGCAAUGGAAAGCUAAUACAAUCAAAUAUUAAAGAUUUUUGUGACCCUAAAGCAAGAGAAAGAACAAUUCAGUAUAUUGCAAGGUGUUUUUAUCAAGCAGGCAUUCCAUUUAAUGCAACUCGAUUGGAUAGCUUCAAGGUUAUGGUGGAAGUUAUUGGUCAAUAUGGUCUAGGCUUAAAGCCUCCAAGUUAUCAUGAGAUUAGAGUUCCAUUGCUCAAAAAGGAACUUCAACUUACAAAGAAUCUCAUGAAAAAUCGUCAAGAGAUAUGGGCAAAGAUAGGCUGUUCAAUUAUGUCAGAUGCAUGGUCAGAUAGGAGACAUAGAAGUAUUAUCAAUUUCUUGGUAAAUUGUACUGCUAUGACAAUGUUUAUGGAGUCCGUUGAUGCUUCUUCUUAUACAAAAAUAAGGGAUAAGUUAUAUGAGCUUCUUGAUGCUUUUGUGGAAAAGAUUAGAGAGGAAAAUGUUGUCCAAGUGAUAAUGAAUAAUGGCAGCAAUUAUGUGUUGGCCGGUAAACUCCUCCAAGCCAAAAGAAAGCACUUAUAUUGGACACCAUGUGUAGCACAUUGUGUAGACCUUAUCUUAGAAGAUAUCGAGAAAUUGGGGGAUGUUGCUGUAGCAUCUGGGGUUGGAGAGCCUAGAAUUUACACUAGACGAAACACUGCAGAAAAAAUUGGGAGGAAAGAGGCUUCAAGCGCUAAGGCAUUAGCAAUAGCUAGAUCUAGAUAUGAUCUUGAAGAGGAGGAAGAAAUGGUGGAUGCAGAGGAUACCGAGGAGGAAGAGAUAGAGGGCUACAACUCUAGUGAUGGAAAUGAGAGUAGUGAUGAUGCUCAAAUAGAUGUUGAUGAGGAUAAUGAUUUAAAUUUUGAUUGAAACUCUUUUUAGGAUUUUAGAAUCUUAGACUGUUGAAUGAAAUCAAAAUUUGAAACAUUGCAUUGGUGUUGAAUUAAAUUUUGGUGAUUUUCAUAUUAUGAUUCUUGAAUUAUGUUUGUUCGUUCCUUUUCCUUGAAAAAAGUGGCUCUACAUACUUGAAAUAACUCUUCUCUUUUUAUUGAAUGGGUUGCAGGAGAGUAAAAGACUUGAAGAGUU